CGAUAACAACAAAUUUUUAGGUUUUAAGAAGUGUAGAAUAUAUUACUCCGUAAUAAAAACAUCUCUUCCUAUAGAAGUAUUAGUGGUCAAAAAAAUUAAUUUUGGGAUGGAGCAAGUAUAUUUCUCCAUAUAGCUUUGUUUCUUUCGAAUUUCUUGUUUUCCACAAAAAAGGAAUGGAUCUGGAGUCGGUAAAAAAAGCCCUGGAGAAAGGAGGGGAAUAUGGUCCACUAGUUGAUGAGUUACCCCCGAGAUUCUUCGAGCCCUUCAUCUGCUAUGGAAUCAAGGUCGUCCUCGUCGAGCGCGGCCGCCUUAUCGCCACUUUCAAAGUUCCCCCCCGUCUUGUGAACUCGGGCAAUUUCCUGCACGGCGGAGCCACCGCGGCGCUGGUGGACAUCGUCGGAUCGGUCGUCAUUCACACCGUCGGUGCACCCUCCUCCGGGGUCUCGGUUGAGAUUAACGUUUCCUACUUGGAUGCUGCUUUUCUCCAUGAGGAGGUUGAGAUAGAGGCGAAGUGUCUUCGCGUGGGGAAGACAAUAGCCGUUGUGAGCGUGGAGUUGAGGAAGAAAGAAACUGGAAAGAUAAUUGCGCAGGGGCGUCACACCAAGUACCUGCUUGUUCCUCUUCCUAGUAAGCUUUGAGCUACCCUCCCAUGGAGUUUGGACUUAAACCAAUUAUAAAUUCUUCAACUCAAAGAUGAAGACCAGCAAUGAGAACCUGUUUGUUUGCUUUUCUUAUGUUAGAUAUAGUGUGGGAUUUCGAUUUCUUUAUGAUUCGUAUAUAGCUUGCAUUCAAGCAUUGAGUGCUGCUGGGUAUCCUUUCAUAAAAAAAGAGCAUCUUUGAACAUGAGAUUUUGAAAAGGCAAAACUCGAUCACACACUAUAAUUGAGAUUUCUAUCACACGCGCAAUUGGCAAAGGCAAA
This is a messenger RNA of Cuscuta campestris, 920 nucleotides long. The record is from the annotation of a GenBank genome assembly. Lineage: Eukaryota; Viridiplantae; Streptophyta; Magnoliopsida; Solanales; Convolvulaceae.